Messenger RNA from Hemiscyllium ocellatum (epaulette shark), 541 nucleotides. Its product is annotated as cell surface glycoprotein CD200 receptor 1-like. Lineage: Eukaryota; Metazoa; Chordata; Chondrichthyes; Orectolobiformes; Hemiscylliidae. The coding region runs from base 2 to 487 and encodes 161 amino acids. Gene Ontology annotation, biological process: regulation of neuroinflammatory response. The record is from RefSeq and is a predicted model, not a curated record. The transcript is spliced from 5 exons. Gene Ontology annotation, molecular function: signaling receptor activity.
AAUGAUGGCCAUAUGCACCGCAUCAAAUGGGAAACCAGCUGCAGAAAUUACUUGGUAUCCAAAUAAUUUAGGAAACUUCUCAAUCAAUAUAACCCAUCACAGUAACAGAACUGUAACUGUACAAAGCAAGUAUCACAUUAGUAUCCGCCACUUCAGUGAGGAGAUAAUCUGCGCCGUAAACCACCCAGCAUUUGAUGGGAUAAAAAACUAUACCAUUCAUCAAAACGGUCCAGCUUCAUAUGAUUCACAAUUAUCUCCAAAGAUUAUGUUCCUUUUAUAUCUCAUUGCUGGUGUCCUGGCUGCUGGCCUGUGUCUCCUUGCUGUAGUAGCUUUUACAGUCAGAUGCUUCAAUCUCCAAAUAGAAACUGCAUUCAGAAAUUGCUGCGUCUCCAGGUCCAGUCAGGAAAUGUCUCAGUCAAAUGGACCUUUUAUACAGAUGGAGAAUUUCAUUUAUGAUUCAUUUCAACCACAAAAACCAAGGAAUUAAUACUUAACACAGCAUGAAAAUCCCCUAACACUACAAUGUACAAACAAACCUUUA